AUGGGGCCGUUCGCAUUGCCCCCUUGGCUAAUUUACGUUUUUGGUCCCAUUGGAGCUAGCCGCGGGCUAUCACGGAGACAGACACAGGUUUAUCGCGCAAAGCUCAAUGUUGUGAACGAGGCCGUCUACGACUGGUGGUAUCUUGACGCUGUGUCAGACGAUGGAAGCUCUUCCAUAACCAUCUGCUUCUCUACAAGCCCCUCUACUACAUUCCCUUUCCUAGUGCCGAACAGGGGAACACUACUGGUCUAUAUAUGGGCCUCAUUCCCCAGUGGGAAGGUGUCGAUAAAUGCAGUUCAUGCACAAAAAGCGGUUAUUGAAACAUCCAAGGAUGGGUAUGCAAGUAUUUACCUCCCCGUGCAAAUGGGAUGGCAAGGGUCUGCAGAUUUUUCACGGUACCGUAUAUUUUUCAACAACCCAAAGCAUGGAAUCAAAGGCACCGUCGAUAUCAGAUCCGUAUGUCAUCCAUCCUCAGGUCGUGGCGCCGCGUCUCGGGAUGUGGAUGUGCAAGUUUGUCCACAUGUUGGGUGGGCCAACGCCAUACCCGACGGCAAUGCAUCGGUUGAUAUGGCAAUUGCAGGGUCGAGCCUCCGGUUUCAUGGUACUGCAUAUCAUGACAAGGUAAGUGUGCUGUGUAAAGCCACUGCAGCCCCAAACAUUUUGUUUAACGUCUACUGCGGACGCACUCGCAUUGGGUUGUACUCAGUCUUUUGGUCCUACGUGGUGACUCCUCAGCAAACCAAGCACGUUAGUGCCUACGUUGCUGUCAAUGGAAAGAUACGACAUGCCGCUUGUUUCGUAGUUAAAUAUACUGCUUCUGGGGGAAACUCGCCUUUGGUCAAUAUAUCCGUUUAUAAUAGCCUGGUAAUCACAUCGGCUGGCCCAUCGUAUACACACGGUGGAUUGGAAACUCAACCGGAUGUAUUAUGGGAAAUUUUCGGCUUCAAGGACUCGGGACGUUCGAACAACUCCAGUUAUAAUUCCAGCAACGUGGUAACUUUGUUGUUUAUCCUUCCCACCAAGUUGUCGGGUCUACGUGUUAAAACUUUGUUCGUUUCCAAUUAUCUUUGUCGAACCAAAAAUAGUUAA
Nannizzia gypsea CBS 118893 is the source of this 1089-nucleotide messenger RNA. RefSeq lists its product as hypothetical. The record is from RefSeq and is a predicted model, not a curated record. The coding region runs from base 1 to 1089 and encodes 362 amino acids. The transcript is spliced from 5 exons. NCBI's taxonomy places the organism in Eukaryota, Fungi, Ascomycota, Eurotiomycetes, Onygenales, Arthrodermataceae.